AUGGCGCUCCCCCCAUCCGACAGUCCGUACUCGAAACAGAAACAGCAGCUCGGCCAGAUCACUAGUACUGUCACCCCCUCAGCUCCUCCACCGAGUGGCCUUCCUUCGGUAGGGAUCGGUUCCCUAGCCAGCUUCGUUCGCCCCACCCUCUUCUUCCAUCAGUCGCCGUCGAAGCCUGUUUUAUCCCCUCCUUCCCAUCUCCGGAACAAAAGCCACGGUAUUCAUAAAUAUCUUCUUCCCAAAAUCGUGAACACUGGGCUCGAAUCCUUGUCCUCACGCCUCUGA
Stereum hirsutum FP-91666 SS1 is the source of this 285-nucleotide messenger RNA. RefSeq lists its product as uncharacterized. Bases 1 to 285 code for a protein of 94 amino acids. Lineage: Eukaryota; Fungi; Basidiomycota; Agaricomycetes; Russulales; Stereaceae. The record is from RefSeq and is a predicted model, not a curated record. The transcript is spliced from 2 exons.